AUGAACGUCGAAGAAGAGGUAGAGAUCCUGAGUGACUCUGAAGAUAUGAUUAGCAUCACUUCAGCUGCUUCCCAAACAAGUUCAUUGACGCAGACAAAAAUCACAGGAACAUUUCGAAGCAGCAAGUAUUUGGAAGAAAGGAUCGAGAAAAUCACAUGCUUACUUGCUGAAAUGAUUUCUACAGAUAUGCUACCACUAAGCUUUGUGGAAUGUAAAGGAUUUCAGAAAUUUAUGAAAUUUCUCGAACCGACAUACAAAAUUCCUUCAAGAGGUACUGUGCUGAGUCGUGUAAAAUUAUUAUACGACAUCAAGACCAGUGAAGUCAAGAAUUUGUUGUCUGAAGCUAAAAAUGUGGCAAUCACAACCGAUAUGUGGACUAUUACUGGUCAUGUAAUAGACAGUACAUGGAAGUACAACAAUGUGACAUUAUGCACUGUCGAAAUUUCGGAGACACACACUUCAGAAAAUUUAAAAAAUAAAUUGGCUGAACUAUUGGGAGUUUGGAAUAUUGAAGGUAAAAUAUCUGCUGUUGUUCAUGACAAUGCUGCAAAUAUUACAGGGGCUGUUUCGAAGAACAGGAACUUGUUUGGUGAUAGCAUACCCUGCUUUGUACAUACCCUACAGCUGUGCAUUAAUAGGGCCCUAUCAGUCGGUAAUGUUCAUGAUAUUGUGAAGAAAGCUAGAAAUGUAGUAAGUCAUUUUCAUCAUUCCAGCUUAGCCUACUAUAAUUUGAAACAGAAGCAAGAGCAACUACAACUGCCAAUACAUAAACUAAUAAAUAAAAACAUCACUAGGUGGAACAGCACUUACCACAAGCUUGAAAGACUGCUAGAACAACGGCCAGCAAUUCCAGCUGUUCUCAAUGAUCGCUCUGUGACAAACAUUAGGACAGCUGAGUCACUUGAAAUAACUGAGCAGGAAUGGGCGAUAACAGGAAUGCUGGUCGUGAUCUUAAGACCAUUUGAAAUGAGUACCAACUUAUUGUCAUCCGAAAAGGCUGUAACAUUGUCAGCAGCAAAACGAUUGAUGUCUUCGUUAAUGAGAAGAUGUAUAGAGAGAAUUAAUGAAGAGGAAUCUAUCCAUAUGAAAAUGUUUAAAAAACUAAUAAAAACUGAAUUAAUGGAUAGAUUUCUCUAUAAUGUUGACGAUGGAAAUUUAACAGUUUUUGAUAUGGCAAGCAUAUUAGAUCCCAGAUACAAAGAUGAAGUUCCUGAUAAUGUAAAACAAAAGGCAAUAGUGUUGUUAAGUUGUAUGGAAGAGACAUCCCCCAUUACGAUUGAAGAAGAAUCUUCUGAAAUAGGAAGAUACUAUUUAGAUGUAUUAUUCGAUGAGGAAAGAGAAAAUGCUAUGCCUACUAUUACAAAAUCAGAAAUUGAUAUAUACAUUACUGAGCUGAUACUGUAG
This is a messenger RNA of Ctenocephalides felis (cat flea), 1404 nucleotides long. RefSeq names its product zinc finger BED domain-containing protein 4-like. Bases 1 to 1404 code for a protein of 467 amino acids. NCBI's taxonomy places the organism in Eukaryota, Metazoa, Arthropoda, Insecta, Siphonaptera, Pulicidae. The transcript has a single exon. The record is from RefSeq and is a predicted model, not a curated record.